CCAACUCAGCCUCUUGCUUCUCCAACUCCCCAAACCCUAGCCUUGCUGCUUGUUGCGGCGGCGGCGGAGAUGGCCAAGUCUCUGCGAUCCAAGCGGGAGAAGCGGCUGCGGACGUUGCGCCGGGAGAUAGCGGAGCCCUUCUACGAUAAGAAGGAGGCCGCCAAGCUCGCCGCGCAGGCCGCCGCCCUUGCUGCUCCACCGCUCCAGGUCCGCGGCCCCCCGCCGUCGCAGGAUGCCGGCAGCUCCCGUGGCGCUAGCUCGGCCUCUGCUAUGGAUGUGGAGAUGUCUGAUGAAGGGAACAACAGGUCUAAAACCUUGUUGAAGCCACUUGGAACCAUUAGCAAGAAGAAAGUACAGCUCCAUUUGAAGAUCAAGAAAGACAAGAGAAAGGCUAGGAAGAAGGGGAAGUUUUCCUUUAAGAAGUAGAGGCGUAGAGUCUUAUUGUCUUAUAAAUCAUGCAGUUUUGUUUCCAGUUUGAACAAUCAAUGUAACGUCAGUCAUGUGCACCUAAGUCCAUUCUUGGGUCGCCUACUAAUAUUAUGAUGAAAUGAUGAGUAUGCAAAAAGAUAGUGGUGACCUAUCAGCUGUUUCUGUUUCACUGGUAUAAAUGUUAAGUACUGAAAUUGCUGAGAUUUUGUUUCA
Messenger RNA from Sorghum bicolor (sorghum), 642 nucleotides. RefSeq lists its product as uncharacterized. Bases 70 to 426 code for a protein of 118 amino acids. The record is from RefSeq and is a predicted model, not a curated record. The transcript is spliced from 2 exons. NCBI's taxonomy places the organism in Eukaryota, Viridiplantae, Streptophyta, Magnoliopsida, Poales, Poaceae.